Messenger RNA from Ipomoea nil (Japanese morning glory), 3030 nucleotides. RefSeq names its product protein SIEL. The transcript is spliced from 8 exons. Gene Ontology annotation, biological process: intercellular transport. Lineage: Eukaryota; Viridiplantae; Streptophyta; Magnoliopsida; Solanales; Convolvulaceae. Gene Ontology annotation, cellular component: endosome. The record is from RefSeq and is a predicted model, not a curated record. Bases 69 to 2885 code for a protein of 938 amino acids.
AAAAAUAAAAUUCCCUCCAACAAAGACAAAUUCGCGCCCGCCUGAGCUAACGCCGGCGACAAUCGUCGAUGGAAAAGCAGCUCCUUACAGAGUUCGAAAACGCGGCCAUUAACAGCCGGGAUUCACCUCCUCCUUUCCAAGCCUUAAGCGUUGUUCUUUCUCUGGUCAGCAACCCCUCCACCACCGACUCUUCUCUCUCUGUUAUUCUCAAAACCCUAACUCUCUCCCUCCAAAACCCUAACCACCGCGACAGUCACCACCGCCCCAUCCUCCCCAUCCUCCAUCUGCUCUCUCUUCGCCACCCUCGCCUACGACAAGACGUUAUCACCGCCAUCCACUCCUUCUCGCUCCUCCCUUCCGUCUCCACUCGCUCCCUCGCAGAUUCUCUAUCUAUUCUCCUCUCCCUCUCUGCUACUGACGUCAACAACGAAUCGGCAUUUCUCUCACUGGUUUUCCGACCACGCAUUUCUAUCCGGUAUUGGCUGUUGCAGAAUGUGAGUAGGUUUGUGAUACGGCCGUCGGUAUUGUUUACAGUUCUGUUCGGGUUUACCAAGGAUCCAUAUCCGAACAUCCGUAGUGCUGCUUUGGACGGACUGUCUGGAUUGUGUAAAUGCAUUUUGAUUGAAGAUGAAAAUCUUAUUCAAGGUUGUUAUUUUCGUGCUGUUGAGCUUCUAUUCGACACCGAGGAUACUGUGCGGUGCUCUGCAGUUCGAGUGGUUAGUGAGUGUGGGCGGUUGCUUGUGUCUACCAACCUUGAGAAAAGUAGACAAGAAUGGUCAGAUGCAUUAUUUGUACAGCUUUGUUCAAUGGUCAGAGAUAUGAGUGUCAAUGUCAGAAUUGAAGCAUUCCAUUCCCUUGGGAAUGUUGAAAUGGUUUCCCAUGAUAUUCUUUUGCAAACCCUAUCAAAGAAAGCUUCGGCAGCCAUGAAAGAGAAGAACUUUCCUGGCCAGCUCACUGCCAAAUCCCUUAAACUACCAGCAUCAAAUGCUGCUUUUGCUUUUGUCCAUGGGUUGGAGGAUGAAUUCCAUCAGGUACGAAGUUCUGCCUGUCGUGCCUUGCAGAGAUUGACUAUUCUCUCUGCUGAUUUUGCGGGUGGAGCUGUAAAUCUUUUGAUGGAUGUACUUAGUGAUGAUUCACUAGAUGUAAGGUUGCAAGCUUUAGAGACAAUGCAUUCCAUGGCAAGGUUUGACCAUCUAAAGGUGCAAGAAGCACACUUAAACAAGUUCGUCGGGACCCUCUUGGAUAGUGACGUUUUGAUAAGAUCUGCAGCAAGGAGAGUACUUAAACUCACAAAAUUACGGACUUUAGCUUUGUUCAGAUUAUGUAUCGAUGGCCUUAUAAAAAACUUAGAACUCUAUCCACAGGAUGAAGCUGAUGUGUUUUCUGUUUUGUUUAGUGUUGGUCAAAAACAUGGAAAGUUUGUAGUGAGCAUGAUGCGUGAGGUUUCUCGAAUGAUAGAGCCUUCUUUUGGAGGGAAGUUGAGCUUUGACAAUGUGCGAACAGCUUCAUUAUUGGUCUUGGCCAUCUCAGCUCCAGUCUCAUUAGAACGGCACAUCUGCAGCAUUCAACCGAGAAUAUUCUCUUAUGCAGUCACAAUACUGGGGCGAAUUUCACGUGGUUUGGCUGAUGUAAUGGACCAGAGUAACCUUUUGACUUAUCUUUCUCAUUGCAGCAGAUUCACAUUUGCUUCUGCUGCAGAGUUCUUCAAUGGGGAAGAAUGUGAUUUGCCUGCCGAGGAAGGUGAUGCAUACUUGAUCCAGAGAGAUGAUGCUUUUCUUGAGGAUUGCUCUGAGAAGGUAUUGGAAUUACAGAGGGCAAACUCUCGACAGCUAGAGUUCAAUCUUGGCACGCCUGAUAAAGGGGGAAAUUGCAUAACGCUUAUACUUCAGAAGGUCACAGAGAUUUGGCCAUUGCUAGAACUUGGAUUGAUGGAUGGAGUAUCAAAUAUUUUAAGGUUGAGAUUAUCAGGCUUGAAGGCAGAGUUGAGAAGACUGCGUAGUAACUCAAGAUUUGGGGAUGAAUUAAUUUUCAUAUUGAACUAUUUGGAUGCCAUAGAGUUGCUUGGAAGGUUGUGGGCACGCUUAAUAUUUCCAAGAAAGUUCUACUCCUACCAAAUGGGAGACUGGCGACUAUUGUUUGAAAACCUUGACAUGAUCCUAAAAGAGAUGAGGUAUAGGUUCAUAGGAUUGACAAAAGAGGAUGAGUUUCAUGUCUUGGAGCUGAAGCUUGUGGCUGAUACAGCAAAGCUGUGUAAAUUAGAAGCCGGUUGUCAAUAUAAUACUACGAAGAAAUUACAUUCCAGUGUUUCCUUGGCGCAGCAACUUCAUGAAGAAGGAUCAAUUUCACUUUCUAGUUUUGUCACAGAACUUCAGAAGGCACUGAAUGAGAUCAAUAUGUCAGGCAGUGCGACCAUGGAGAAUCCAUUUUCGCUUCUGUCCUCACUCAAGCAAUUCAAACUGAGACAGUUAGUUUUACCAGGAAAGCUCAAAUACAUUGAGGCUGAAAUGGAUGUUCAAGGCACUGACUUUCAAAAUCCUCUUCCAUUCAUUCCGGGGCUACCUGUUGGUAUAUCCCUUGCAAUCACAGUUCAUAAUGUCUCAGUCGAGAAGAGGCUCUGGAUAAAAAUGAGUCUAGAAGAGAAGAUGACUCAGUUUGCAUUCUUGGAUUUGCGUGAGCUCGGAGGAGAUGAUGAAGUCAGAAAGUUCACAAUUGUCGCACCAUUUUACAAAACCCCUAGAGCUAGGUGUUUCUCAUUGAGGGUUUGUAUUGUUAUAGAAUGUUCAUCAGACUGUUCCCAGAUGCCCAGGAAUUGUGGUGGUCCGAAACAUGAUAUUGCUUAUAUAUGUGAAGAGAAAGAAGUGUUUUUCUCCAUGGUUGUAAAAUAGUUGAUGCAGUUAGAUGAUUGUUGUAUACACUUAAUGGUUUUGCUGGCUGCUGUCAGCAAGGUAGGUAACUUACUAACCUUGGAAUUUUACAAGAUUUUGAUUUUCCUUUUCCCCAGAAAUUAAACAUCCGUGUACUUAGAACAUA